GCGAAUCGCCAUAUUGUUCUUGAGCAAAACUAAGAAAUCACUACUGUAUCUUUCUCUCUAAACAAAUCUUACUCUUGGAUUUCACCAUGAAUAAUUCUUCCCCCAUUUUACAUUAAAACCCUCCUUUGAUAUAAAGGUGUUGCUCCAGCUCAUCAUCUUCUCCUUCUGCUAAAGCCUGCUGUUUUCAUUCCUACUCCAUCUUCUUUCUAUUUAUACUUUGCCAUCCAUUUCUCUUCUAAUCAUCUUCUUCAACGUCUUCUUUCUCAACCCAUUUUGCCAAAAUUUCCCUUUUUUUUUCAUCCUCUGCUUCCGUUUUCGCUUUCUUAACCCUCUUAGGUCUUCAACUAUUGGCAUAAAGCUCAUAAUUUUAUGUACUUUUCGGCCGUGUUUAUCUUCAAGAUGACUUCUGGGACUAUAAUUUAAACUGGGUUCGCUCCUGUUUUGAUCCUCGUUGAGUUAUCCAAACUGUGUUUGUUGUUGUUUCUCAACUUACGGUUUGUCAGCAUUUUCUUCGGAGCAAAAUGGGCUGUGAUAGAUAUGUCAAUGGUGAAGCAGUUACUAACCCAUUUUCCAUAAGACAGUUUGUUGGGGCUACUAGGAGGAAAGAUGUCUUUCUUUGUUGGCCAUUUCAGCAGAAGCACUUGCAUAUCUGUCUAAAGUAUGGUAUUAACAACGUGUUGCCACCCUUUGAACCAUGUAAUCCAGCUAUUCGAACAACAAAAGAAACUGUAGGUUUGAUGUGUUCUCAACAGAAUAAAGAGAAUGUUUCCUUUGAAAAUAAAGUGAGAGAUAUUGUUGUGCAGGAGAAAUUGAUCAAAGAUGAGUGUAAUUCUUUCUAUGAUGAGGUGUUAUUGAAGGCCCCCUGCCAUGACUUACUUAAAUCUCAUCUGGAUGAUAGUAGUAAGCAUAAAGAUGAAAGCAACUUAAGUUCUGAUUACACUUCCAAUGUCAUAGCUCCACUAAAACGACAAUCAAGUUCCAUAGAAGGUUCUGACCUCAAUGUUUAUCCAAGAACCAAUACACUUUCUUCCAAGAGGUUGAGACAUAAGCAAAGAAAAUAUAAGGGGAGACAAAAGAAACGAUCAAUGUUGGAUAUUUUAGCGAAAGCAAAGCCUUGUACUUUGGAGGAUCUCUAUAAAUUAGAUGCAGCUCAAUAAACCUUGCUAAUGAUAGGGAUGAAAGAAGCAGACUGAUGGCACAUGUUGAGGAUGAUGAUGAAGCCAAUAGUGACAAUUUUCUAGCAAAGAGAUUAGGGUACUAAAGAUUAAGUUGGUGGAUGCACAUCCAAGUCAUGAACAUUAAUUAAAGUGAUUACAAAAUUCAAGGCGCCAGGCAGCAGGCAAUCUGAGUCGAAUUUGAGGUUAGCUGAUGACCCUUCUAGCUUCUCUCAGAACAAAGUCAUAUCUUGUCUCCUGGUAUCAGAAUGCAAGGAUGGGCAGCUUCAAGCUAUUUGAAGUACUUCAAAAGAAAUGUUGAGUGGUGUAAGCUCAUAAGAACUGCAGCAGAUG
Messenger RNA from Theobroma umbraticum, 1508 nucleotides. RefSeq lists its product as uncharacterized. The record is from RefSeq and is a predicted model, not a curated record. Lineage: Eukaryota; Viridiplantae; Streptophyta; Magnoliopsida; Malvales; Malvaceae.